Lottia gigantea (owl limpet) is the source of this 3081-nucleotide messenger RNA. RefSeq lists its product as hypothetical. Lineage: Eukaryota; Metazoa; Mollusca; Gastropoda; Lottiidae. Gene Ontology annotation, biological process: regulation of alternative mRNA splicing, via spliceosome. The transcript has 2 exons. The record is from RefSeq and is a predicted model, not a curated record. Bases 87 to 2150 code for a protein of 687 amino acids. Gene Ontology annotation, cellular component: nucleus. Gene Ontology annotation, molecular function: mRNA binding.
CGCCAUUCCGGAAAGAAGAUGGCCGCCUUGUGACUUGUUUGUGAAUAAUUAGAUUGUAAUUUUGUGAGAUUCAUACACAUUUCCAAAUGAUGAAAAGACAACAAGACCGCGAAAGUCCACCACGGACGAAGAGAUCUCGGUCUGUGUAUCAGGAUGAGGUAAUGCGAGAUCGGCUGAGCCCUGAUUUUGAUCGGCGUGACGGUCGCAAUGAUCGUAGUUUUGAUGGUGGCUACAGUCCUCCAAGUGCCAUGCCCCCUGUCAGAUCUGACCCCAAACCGGCACCUGAAUAUAGGUCACUAUGCGUCAGUUGUAUCCCAAGUAAAAUCCCAGAUCCAGUGCUAAAAGAGGCAUUGAUCAGAGAAUUUACUAAAUUUGGAGAAAUGAAUGUGAAAGUUACUAUUUCUGGUGAUCAGCGUGUUGCAUAUGUGAAUUUUCGUUACCCUGAAGAUGCAAGAAAUGCAAGACAUGCUAAGGGAAAAUUGAUCAUAUUUGAAAGACAAGUGCGAGUGGAACCUGUCAUUAAAUAUUACCGGCGACGGAGUACUAGUCCUGAAUUUCAGCGAGAUUUUUAUAAACCAGGUGGUAGGGGAAGUCCGCCACCUCAUUUUAGACAAGGCCCUCCUAGAGGACCCCCUAUGCGUGAAUAUCAACCUAGAGAACAAGUAGUCCCUAAGCAUUUAUCCCCAGGUGAAGUGCCCAGACGGGCUCCCAAUGAAAAGUUUCCUCAUCAUUUAGACCAUGUAGAUCCCGAGUUUGACACCAAGGCUACUCGAACAUUAUUUGUUGGAAAUUUAGAUGUCAACAUCUCGGAUCCUGAUUUGAAACAUAUAUUCGAAAAGUUUGGUGUUGUUGAAGAUAUUGAUAUUAAAAGACCACAAAGAGGACAGGGCAAUGCUUAUGCUUUUAUUAAGUUUAUGAUUUUAGAUGCCGCACAUAAAGCUAAGGUUGAAAUGUCAGGCAAAUAUAUUGGUAGAUUUCAGUGCAAGAUUGGUUAUGGUAAAGUGACUCCUACAACAUGCUUGUGGGUUGGUGGACUUGGUACUCAUAUCAACUAUGACACUUUGGAACGUGAGUUUGAUAGAUUUGGUGUGAUCAAUAAAAUUGAAUGGCCUAGUGGCAAAUCCUAUGCCUAUGUUUUAUAUGACAGUAUUGAUGCAGCCUCAGCUGCUUGCCAAGAAAUGAGGGGUGCCCAGUUGGCUGGUCAGACAAAGCGACUUAGGGUGGACUUUGCUGAUGUGACCCAUAUUGGAUUACCACCUGUUCCACAACCAGAAACGUUUCCACCUCAUGAUGGUGGAUUCAGACCUGAAAAGGUGCCAUGGAAAGGUCCUGAUGAUCGUCGACCAGAUUGGAGUGCAGGACCAGAUGCCAACCAUCCAAGACCAAUAGAACAUGGGCGUAAGCCAGAAUGGGACAGAUAUAGUGAAGACCGGAAUAGACGCCCACGCUCUCCAGAUUUUGGUAAUGGAACUGGACGUAGAACUCCAGAAAGACGUGAAUUCCAUGUUGAGCGUGAGGAUGGUAGAAGAUCAGGUGAAUUUGAUCGUCCAAUUGGAAGAGAUCACAUGUCUGAUUCUGGAAUUACCAAGGAUAUGGGUAGAAAUUAUGACACUCUUGAUGAUGUUAUUCACAACCUUCCAGUUGCAUGGAAUGGUGCACUAAUAUUGAAAAGUAGUGCCUUUGCUGCCAGAAUGCAUGUUCUGGGUGGUGAUGUAACAGUUGUUGACAAUUUGAUGCGAGAUCCCACUACCACAGAAUCUCCUGUCCUUAAAAUAACUCAAAGAUUGCGAUUAGAUCAACCUAAACUUGAUGACGUGUCAAGACGCAUUGCCCAAUCUGGACCUCAUGGUCAUUGUAUAUUAUUGGCUCUGCCUAGUACUUUACAAAACUAUGAUGAUUCAAAUGGAUCAAUUCAACAAAGACCUUUGCGUAAUUUGAUGCAGUAUCUGAAACAGAAAGUGGCUGCAGGAGUUAUCUCCCUUCCCCCUAAUCCUUCACAAGACAAAAAUAAUGUGGGUGUCCUUCAUGCAUUUCCACCCUGUCAGUUUGGCUACAACUUUCUGUUAAAACGUUCACCUAAUCUGCCACCAGAUUAUGAAAUGUUUAAAGAUGACUAUUUAGUUGUUGUUGUUGUUUUAGGUGCAUCUUAAAACAUCAAGCUGGGAUUUUGUCAUUUUCACAGGGUUUUCAUCAAAUGUACUUUCAUUUUAUCAGUUUUUAUACACCUUUUAUUUUUCUUUCUUUUUUCUGUGGACUUAUUGUCACCACACAUGUCAAUACGAACCAAAUAUCUCGCAGAUUUGCUAGAACCAACAGUUUUUUUUUAAAUUUCUGACUAGAAGAAAACAAAAGUAAAUUAAGUUUAAAUAAUUGAUGAGGCAGACUAUUCUUUUUAUAUUUCUGCAGUUUUUUAAAAAUCCUCAAUUGAAGGUUAUUGUAUUGCUAUAAUUAUUUUACAAUUUGUAUCAAUUGUGCUGAAAAUAGAUUUAAAAUAGAUCAAAUUUCUUUCAUUUUGCAAAUUGUCUGAACUUUUACAUUGUAGUAUGCAUAAUUUAGAACAAUCGUAUUAAGCUCUUGUCAAUACUUUUGCUGUUAGUUGAUAAACGGAUAUAUAUAAUGUAUCUUCUUGGUUCAAAUUUGAAUAGUUAUUUCUUAAUUUUUCAUUUCAAAUAUUUUUACAUGUAUUUACAUUUGUUGAAACCCCUGUCUUUUCCUAGACUUAUCAAGUCCUAAAAUUCAUGAUUUGUUUUCUAAACUCGUUUUGUAUAACUUUUUCAACAUUGUUCAUAGUCAAUACCAAAUCUGUUUUGUUUUGCACCUUUUAUUUGCUUUUAUUAUGCAGUAUAUAUAUUUUGUUGAUCUAUGACUUGCCAUGAAAUCUAGAUCAGGGUUGUGAUUGGCAUUUUAUCCAGUUGAAUGAUUAAAGGUCUUGUUUUAUUAAAAAUUGACACAAAAAUCUGAAUUGAGGACAUUGAAAACUAAAUGAAACAAGAUUUUGACUGGACAAAUUUAACUGAAUCCACAACCAUGAUCUAGAUAUUCAAGCCACAUUCUGUACACAACAAAAACCUACUAGUAUAU